UCUCUCUCUCUCUCUCUCUCUCUCUCCCCUCUCUCUCUCCUCACCCACACGUCUCAGGUGUGUUGUCAGUGUCUGGAUGUCGUGCAACACAUUUAUCACCACCAUCAUCUGGACGAACGAGCAGCAGCCCGACAACCAGCCAACCUCUGGACGUGACGAUGGAGGGCUCAGACUAUGACAGCUUGCUCAACCAAUCAGAUUUCGACUGUAACGGGACUGAUUGUUCAUAUGGAGGCCAUGAACCGUGCUCUCACCAGACCAACCAUUGGGUGGAGCGUGUGAUUGUUCCGUACAUCCACUCCAUCAUCUGCAUCCUGGGCCUCGUGGGGAACAUCCUGGUGAUCGUCACCUACGCCUUCUACAAGAGGACCAAGUCCAUGACGGACAUCUACCUGCUGAACGUGGCCGUCGCCGACCUGCUGUUCGUGGUGUCGCUGCCUCUGAUCGUCUACAGCGAGCUGUCGGCGUGGUCCCUGGGGCCCGUGGCGUGCAAGCUGCUGCGCGGCUCCUACAGCGUCAACCUGUACAGCGGCAUGCUGCUGCUCGCCUGCAUCAGCACCGACCGCUACAUCGCCAUCGUCCAGGCGCGCCGCAGCUUCAGACUGCGCUCACUGCGGUACAGCCGCCUCAUCUGUGCCGCCGUCUGGGUCACCGCCUUCCUGCUGUCCGUCCCGUCCUUCUACUUUUACACCUGGUACGAGCCGUCCCACAGCAGGUACACCUACCUGUUAGAGGAGGACCUGAUCCAGCCCCCCGAGCCGUCUCACUACGUCUGUGAGUUCAAGUUCCUAGACAGCGCCACGGCGUGGAAGACCAAGGUGGCGGUCCCCAGCACGCAGCUCGCCGUGGGCUUCUUCCUGCCGCUGCUCGUCAUGCUCUUCUGCUACACCGCCGUCAUCGUCACGCUGCUCAAGGCCAAAAACUUCCAGCGGCACAAGGCGGUGCGGGUGGUGAUGGUGGUGGUGGUGGUGUUCGUCACGUGUCAUCUCCCGUACAACGUCACACUGCUCAUCGACACGGUCAACAUGUUUGGAGAACUGUCGUGUGAAGAGUCGGACGCCAUGCUCACGGCAAAGACGCUGACGCAGACCGUCGCCUACCUACACUGCUGCCUGAACCCCAUCCUGUAUGCCUUCGUGGGGGUGAAGUUCAGGACCCACUUCAGGAGGAUCGUGCGGGACCUGUGGUGUCUGGGCAAGAGGUACAUCGCUCCACGCCGCUUCUCCAGGACCACCUCCGAUUACUUCAUGUCCACUCGCCGCACGGUGGACGUAGGCAGCGAGAACGGCUCGUCUUUCACCAUGUGAGGACGGCCGGCGAGUUCCCCUUUGGAUCCGUCUGAUGGGGGGCAGGAACUUUGUAGAACUGGAGGACUGCUGGUCUCUGAAUGUCCAGACCUGCUUUAAGCCCGUCAGUCUGUAAGCUCAGGCAGGAGGUCUUCAGAGAACUACAAAUGUCUUUAAGUUCAAAUCUUUGUUAAAGGGAUACUUCACCAUGAAACAUGAAUCUGUAUUGACAUCGGGUCAUAUAUGUAGAAAUGUGAAAUACAUUUUGAAGUUGGUUCCUUCUUGACCGAGAAAAGACAGAAAGUGUCUUUUUGGCUCAUGUGGAUGAAAGACACCAAAUCCCAGAAUGCACUGCACCGCAGGUCCUCUAGUUCAGAAUCAGAAAUACUUUAUUAAUCCCAGAGGGAAAUUCGAUCGUUACAGUUUCUCCAAAAUAGAAUAGAAUAGAAUAGAAUAGAAUGACUUUAUUGAUCCCAAACUGGGAAAUUGUGGCGUUACAGCAGCAGGUUAUCCAAACACACAAUAUGAGCAAAUCUAAACACAAUAUAAUAUUAAAUACAAAGUAAAUAAGCACCAGGAUGUAACUGAGCAUUACUAGUCUUAAAUAUGAAAGAUUAAAUGUAAAUGUGCAAAAAAUGAGUCGUAAAUGGACAGUAUUUACUUAGGGAGCUGUGCAAUCAGUGAUACAUCAGUUAAAGUGCAGGAGUGCAGACAUGUUAUCAACAGAAACUAUUCAAUAUAACGGCGAGUAGACAGUAGACAGAUGAAGUGAACUAUACAAAAAAUAUACAAUAUACAAUAAGAAUAUACAAUAUAGCAGUAGAAAUAUAGUAAUAAAAACAUUUACAGACAUAUUUACUUCAACACAUGAGACCAUUUCCUCAACUGAUUCAGAGAUUUCUUCCAGAAUUGGUCUUGGAAAUUCCAGUGACACAAAAAUCAUCAUUUUGCGUCACUGGAAUUUGGACUUUGAAUUUCCAGACUUAGAAAUACAAAGAUUUCCCAUCUCAGGGGAAAAUGAGGGCGGGAUGCAUGACCAUUCAAAAAUACUACCAGGUUUCUAAUGAUACAAAGAUUAAUGUUAAUGAGUGAAGUAUCCCUUUAAAUCAGAUAGCUUACCUCCUCUGUCUGACCUGCCCACAGGUCAGAGGUCACUGCACACUGUGACCUCACUUUGCUCUGAUCUGUUCACCUGCCAUGUUUCAGACUGUGGAGCCCCCUGGUAGUUCAACUCUGCUACUUCAUGACUGUCAGCUGUGUUCCUGUCGGUGUGGAGAGAAAAUAGUUUAUAUCAAAUACAAAACAGGUUUCUAAGUUUCAGAUCGAGUCUUUCUUACUAAAACCUUCCGAUGUUUUUAUAAUUCAGUGGAUCCAGAUCUCUGAACAUGAAGCAGCCUUGUGUUCAGCUCUGAUGCUGAAGGAGUCAGAGGAUGAGGUUUAAAGUGUCAGUCACCUCCAGUCUCUAUGAAACCCCUCAGUCUGUGUAGAUCCACCUGUAGUCGUUUAUUUUUAACCUUUUCAGAAACAUUUCACCAGUGGAGCGUACUGCCCUACAAAGGCAAAAGGCAGUAACUUUUUCGAAAAUGAGUUUUUGUCAUUUUUGGAACAUUACAGAUGUGCUUUAUCAUGUGGACAAAUAUGUUGAGUCAAUUGUGCUGUUCUUUUGAGAAAAUAGUAGGUUGUAUUUGCCUUAACUUCCAAAAGCCCUCGAGAAACCAAGGCAGAGUCCAGUAACUUCACUCAUCAGGGUCUUUGUACUGCAGUGUUCAGGAAUGCUCAAACUGAGUUAAGGUCUUCUGUCUUUGCUUUACUGCGGAUCAAAGUGAAGUUACUGUUUCACUGCAGUAGAGUUAAGAUGUUAUGCCUUUGUUUUAAUAUCUGUCAUCAAGCACUUAAUUGUGCCAUGAUCACUAGAUUUCAUGUAUAUGUUAUCAUUAUUAUCAUAUACUGAUUUAAAGAGCCCAUAUUAUGCCCUUUUUGGGGUUCGUAUAUUUAAUCUAUGUACCUACUUUUGUACGUUCACAAUAGCUAAAGUUCUAAAAAAGUGUCUGUUUUCAUGUACUGCUCCUCCUUGCUCCCUCUACGCUCUGAGUCCAACCAAGGGAGCUAUCAAAUGGAAGUUACUGCCUUUUGCCUUGGCAUGACCUCUUAUUAUUGUACAGGCAAUGCAAAGGCAGAGUACCUUAACUUCCAAAUAAGGAUCAGAGGUCAUAUUUAAGCUCAAUAUUUUUAUGUACAUUAAUAACCUGAUAAAAAGACAAAGAAUUGCCACAUUUUCAAUAUUCUGCCUGCAACUCAUUUUGCUGGACAACAAAAAUACUUUAAAGUCAUUUUUCUUAGUUCUACACUCUGGCGAGUUAAGGUCUUUUGCCUUUGUAGGGCAGCGUACAUGUGAUGUUUUGCUACUUCCUGUGCGCUUCAGAAUAAAUGUUGAAAUUCAA
Labrus mixtus (cuckoo wrasse) is the source of this 3727-nucleotide messenger RNA. It is a transcript of the gene ccr6a, whose product is annotated as chemokine (C-C motif) receptor 6a. Gene Ontology annotation, molecular function: chemokine receptor activity. Bases 159 to 1307 code for a protein of 382 amino acids. The transcript is spliced from 2 exons. Gene Ontology annotation, cellular component: membrane. Gene Ontology annotation, biological process: G protein-coupled receptor signaling pathway; immune response; chemotaxis. The record is from RefSeq and is a predicted model, not a curated record. NCBI's taxonomy places the organism in Eukaryota, Metazoa, Chordata, Actinopteri, Labriformes, Labridae.